Molecule: messenger RNA, 1206 nt
Organism: Colletotrichum godetiae
Lineage: Eukaryota; Fungi; Ascomycota; Sordariomycetes; Glomerellales; Glomerellaceae
Product: extracellular cell wall glucanase
Exons: 3
Coding region: 117-1139 (340 amino acids)
Biological process (GO): carbohydrate metabolic process; fungal-type cell wall organization
Cellular component (GO): fungal-type cell wall
Molecular function (GO): glycosyltransferase activity; hydrolase activity, hydrolyzing O-glycosyl compounds
Source: RefSeq, a predicted model, not a curated record
AGCCUCAGCCAUUUCUCUCGUUCUAUCUCUUCUCUCUUAGAUAUUCUUUUCCUUCCAAUAUACUAUCGUUGAAUUGAAUUUUAGAGGGUUCUUCCUUCGCCGUAAAAUAACUCACAAUGGCGUUGUCUUUCGUUCGUCAAGCGUCGCUCGUUGCGCUUCUCGCUUCUACAACUUUCGCUCAAACUUUUACCGAUUGCGACCCUACUAAGAAAACUUGCCCCGCCAACAAAGGUCUGUCAAAAAGUACCUACGAGAUCGACUUCACCAAGGGCGCCGACAACGAUGCCUGGACCGUCACCGCCGGCAACAUCACCUACGGCACUGAUGGCGCCGAGUUCACCCUGAACAAGAAGGGCGAUGCCCCCACCAUUGAGACAUCGUGGUACUUCUUCUUCGGUCGCGCCGAGGUUCUCAUGAAGGCCGCCCCCGGAACCGGUAUCGUCAGCAGUGUUGUUAUCGAGUCCGACGAUUUGGACGAGGUCGACUGGGAGUGGCUCGGCGGCAAGGAUGCCGAGGUUCAGACCAACUACUUUGGCAAGGGCAACACCACCAGCUACGACCGUGGCGCAUUCCACACCAUCGCUGCGACUCAGACCGAGUACCACAACUACACCAUCGACUGGACCAAGGAGGCUGUCACCUGGUACAUCAACAGCAACCUCGUCCGCACUCUCAACUACGCCGAUGCCCUCGGUGGCAAGAACUUCCCCCAGACCCCGGCCCGCCUGAGACUCGGCAUCUGGGCCGGUGGUGACCCAGACAACAACGCCGGCACUAUCACCUGGGCCGGCGGUGAGACCGACUACACCAAGGCCCCCUUCACCAUGACCGUCCAAAAAGUCUCCAUCACCAACGCAAACCCCGGUGGCUCCUACACCUACGGCGACAUGACCGGUGACUAUUCCAGCAUCAAGAUUGGUGCCGCCACUGAUGACAGCACCAACGCCGGUCAGAACGACACAUCUUCAGGAACCACGAUCCGUCCGACGGUUGCUCCUACGGCCACCCAGUCCGGCUCUUCUGCAAGCGCUACUGCCUCCACUGGUGCCAACGCUGCCUCUGGAAAGCUGUUGACCGGCGCGACUGUUGGCACUGGUUUGUUUGGAUUUGCUCUCGUCGCGAUGGCUGGCCUGUUUUAGAAGAGAUAUCCCCCCAUUUGUUACAGUAGUGUGUGUAUGUAGUUCUUCCCACAUCAGUUAGAUAAUG